GCUUAAGAGGGGGAGGAGCGGGAGCCUGGGGACCCAGGGCUCCUGGGUCCCUGACCCCGCCCCCUUCCCAGCGGAGCGGAGCUGGAAGAUGAAGGAAGAGGCUGGUCGAGGUGGCACCCGCGCCCCGCAGGGCACCCCUCCCAGGAUGACCCCUCAGUUCCCCGCUGACGUGACUGUGACCCGGCUGUCAAGCUCCAUCCACCUGUACUGCCAGUCGGACCCCCCAGGCUCGCUGGGGCCCCGCCCGCUGCUGCUGCUGCUGCCCUGGCUGGGGGCGCGGCCCGGAGCGCAGGCCCACUACCUGGCGCUCUACCUGGCCUGCGGCUUCGAUGUGCUGGCGGUGGAGAGCUCGCUGCGCCACUUCCUGUGCCCUUGCCUGGGCCAGCGGCGGGCCGCGCGGGUGCUGGCGCUUUUGGGGGAUCUGGGGGCACUAGCCCGGAGACCCCUGGUAGUGCAUGCCCUCUCCCUGGGCGGCUACACCUUCGCCCAGAUGCUGUUACUUAUGAAGCAGGACCCAAGGCGCUAUGGCGGGGUGGCCCGCCGCCUGUGGGGACACAUCUUCGACAGCCUAGUGGUGGGCAGCCUGGACCACAUGGCGCUGGGGGUGUCCCAGCUGAUGAACCCACAGGCCCUGGGCCCACUGGUGAAGGCCACGGCGCUGCUCUACUUCCGCCUGUGCCCAGGCUGCACUGUCCGCCACUACGAUGCUGCAGUGGACGCCUUCUGGGAACCACCCGUGCGGCCCCCGACGCUCGUCUUCUACAGCCACGAUGACCCCCUCUGCGACUUGGCACGCCUGUGGGAGUUGCUGGCCAGCUGGCAGCAGGCAGGCACGGCCGUGUGGGCCCAGGCCUGGGAGACCUCGCGCCAUGCCGCGCACCUGCGCCUGCACCCCAAGGACUAUCGUGAUGCCCUCCUGGCCUUCCUGGGGAGGCUGGGCCUGGCAGUGCCGCCAGCCAGACUCUGACUGAUGGGGCUCCAGUGGGG
Messenger RNA from Erinaceus europaeus (western European hedgehog), 987 nucleotides. Its product is annotated as transmembrane protein 53-B-like. Gene Ontology annotation, molecular function: serine hydrolase activity. NCBI's taxonomy places the organism in Eukaryota, Metazoa, Chordata, Mammalia, Eulipotyphla, Erinaceidae. The coding region runs from base 89 to 967 and encodes 292 amino acids. The record is from RefSeq and is a predicted model, not a curated record. The transcript has 3 exons.